GGCCUUGCCAGUCAUGGCAGGCUUCAAGUUCGUUGCCCAUAUAAUCCGAAUAUCAUCCCAGCAGACCCAUCCCCCCUAAGACGCAGCCCCUGUUGAACCAAGCAAUCAUGUCCACACAGAAGUCAGCCAUCGUCACCGGCGGCGCCAGCGGCAUCGGGCUGGCCAUCACGCGGCACCUCGCGGCGCAGGGCCACCGCGUCGCGAUCCUGGACCUGAACGCCGCGGCGGGGCCGGGCGUCGCCGCCUCGGUGGCCGCCGAGUUCCCGCAGUCGACCGUGUCGUUCCACCAGUGCAACGUCGCGUCCUGGGACGAGCAGGCGGCCGCGUUCGCCAAGGUCUUCCAGGAGCACGGCGGCCGGCUCGACAUCGUCGUGGCCAACGCGGGCGUGUCGGAGCAGGGCGCCACGUCGCUUGUGCGGCUUGGUGAGGAGGAUGCGGCCGCGAAGGGGCCGACGAGACCGAAGACGACUACCGUGGAGGUCAAUUUGUUGGGCACGAUCUACUCGGUGAAUCUGGCGGUGCACUACAUGAACAGGAAGCCAAAGACCGAGGGCGCUUCCAGAGGAUCGAUCAUCUGCACCGCGUCCAACGCAGGCCUGUAUCCGCUGCCCAUCGCCCCUCUGUAUGCGGCAUCCAAGUUUGGAGUGGUCGGGCUGGUGCGGUCGACGGCGCGGGUGAUCGAGAAGGCCAACCUUCAGAUCAACGCGCUGGCGCCUGCGGUGUUGGAAACAAAUAUUGCUCCCGACAAGGACCUGUUCAGGCAUAUGAUCGUCACUCCCAUGGAGACGUUGAUCCGCGGGGUGGACCAGUUCCUCGCGGACGCCAGCGUGUCCGGGGCCGUGGCGGAGAUCCAUGGGGACAAGGUGACCAUCAGACCGCCGCACGAGUAUGUGGAUGAGGAGAGCAGGCAGAACAUUGAAACGUUCUGGAAUCUAGGGUACGCAUGAUUCCUCGUCGAUGCCCAUGUGGCCUGCCAGGGAGGUCACUGGGCAACGACGAGAGCAAGAUGGAGCAAAAUGUUGGCCGGGAUGGUUAGGUAGUUACUUCAAGUUGUGAAUCAGAACAGAAGUAACUAACCUACCUGACAACCUGAGGAUUUCUCCUGUCUAGGACGGUUCUUUGUUCGACCUGUUCUGCAGUCCCCUCCGUUUC
Molecule: messenger RNA, 1152 nt
Organism: Thermothielavioides terrestris NRRL 8126
Lineage: Eukaryota; Fungi; Ascomycota; Sordariomycetes; Sordariales; Chaetomiaceae
Exons: 3
Coding region: 108-947 (279 amino acids)
Cellular component (GO): cytoplasm
Molecular function (GO): oxidoreductase activity, acting on the CH-OH group of donors, NAD or NADP as acceptor
Source: RefSeq, a predicted model, not a curated record